Syngnathus acus (greater pipefish) is the source of this 1286-nucleotide messenger RNA. RefSeq lists its product as uncharacterized. Lineage: Eukaryota; Metazoa; Chordata; Actinopteri; Syngnathiformes; Syngnathidae. Bases 225 to 1286 code for a protein of 353 amino acids. The record is from RefSeq and is a predicted model, not a curated record. The transcript has 5 exons.
CACGCACUCGUCAUAAAGUUCCCAAAUGCAGCCAAUGAACGAGCAACAAAUGUGCAAACUUUCGAAGCGCCAUUGAAGAUGACGGCGAUUGAGCGCUUUAUAGGAAGCUCGCUCGCUGAGUUCUUUCGGCUCGUUUGGUUCAGUGGAUUCGCCUGCUCGCACCUCUUCACGCAGCUCAAGCAGGUCCGAACGCUUCCUCCCUUCCUAGUCAUCCUCGAAAGAAGAUGAACUUCUCCAAGCUGCUGUGCUUGGUGCUCGUGUGCAGCGAGCCAUUUGGGCAAGUGCUGGCAGCAGAGCAGACAGGUGAAACUUGCACGGGCACCGCUGGCACAACUGUGACGUGCAAGCGCAAGAAGGACGAAACCGUCAAAUUGACAAUCGCAGGCACAGCUAACAAUCCUGUCAGAUGGAAGAAAGGAACUACUACAAUAUCGGCACAAGCUGCUAAGUAUGAGUUAGAUGGUGACAAAAACAAAAUACUGACGAUCCUGAACCUGAAAGAAGGCGACGAGGAAACCUACACGGCCGAAGGCACCUCACCGGUCGAAAAGUUCCAGGUCCAAGUGGUGGACUGCUUGGGUGGCAAAACCUCCGAACCAGCCGGCCUGUGCCAGGGCAAGCCGGGUGGCAGCAUCAAAUUGGGGCUGUCAGACGACGGAAGUGGCACCUCACUCUCCUGGAAGAAGGGCACGGACACGAUUGCGAUCAGUGGUGACAAGUACGGUCCAGUCAACGAGGCUACCCUGAUGAUCAAGAACCUGGACGACGCCGACGAGAAAGAGUUCACGGGCGGCCCUACCGGCUCAGAAGAAAAGUUUUCUGUCCAAGUGGCCGACUGCUUUGGCGCCACGGGAACCGUGCAGUGCCAGGGCAAGCUGAACGAAGCCCUCAAAUUGAGAAUCUCAGACGCAGUUAGUGGUUCUAAAGUCGUCUGGACGAAAGAGGAAGGCGUGGUCCCCGCCAGCAGCCAGAAACUAGGAACCAAGGAUGAAGGUCUGAAAUUCCCGUCCCUGGCACCAGCCGACGCGGGAACCUACAAGGCCACCUACGGCGGCAACACUGUGUCCUUCGCUGUCCGCAUUCCGGAUACGAAAGGAACCAGUGAGAGCGACACCAAAAAGGAGUCAACUGAGAACGGCAAGGACAACAGCGGCGGCGGCGGCAGCAGUAACAGUGGCACUGACCAAGUCAAUUUGGACAAGGGCAACGGCGGCGGCCUGUCCUACUCACCUGCUCUGCUGGUGACGGUCACCCUGGUGCAUCUGCUGCUUCAGCUGGCCGCCUAG